CCUUGUUUAGAUAAACUAAUAGUUCCUUUGCAUAUAGGAAAGCUGACGAAAGUGGAAACAAUAUGAAGUUGUUUGCAGUAGUCCUUCUUGCUGUAUCGGCCAUAGCCGAGCCACCAGUUAACAAUAGAUACCUACCUCCUUCUCAAUCAUAUGGAGUACCAGGCUUUGGUGGACAGCGACAGACGGACGCUAUUAUCAGAGGUCGCCCAUCAUCGUCAUACAACGCCCCACGAAGACCUUCUACUGAAUAUGGGCCACCAAGUCAAGCACUCUCCACACAAUAUGGACCACCAUCCCAGGCCAUUUCAAGUCAAUAUGGACCACCAUCCCAGCUCUCAAACCAGUACCUAUCGCCAAGUGCAAGAAUAACUCAGCCCUCAACACAAUAUGGCGCUCCUAACCAAGGUUUUGGUACUGACAUUACGUAUGCUACACCCUCGCAAGAGUAUGGUGCACCCGGUCUUGGAUCACGAGGCAGCAACCGUAUCUCUCAAAACCGAUUUGAUUCAAACUCUGGAUACAACAGUGCUCAAAACAGACAAUAUUUACCUCCUAACCAGAGCGGAUACGGCUCUGAUGAUGGUAGUAACGGCGAGCCAGCCAACUACAGCUUUGAAUACAUGGUGAAAGACGAGCCAUCUGGAAAUGAUUUUGGCCAUCGUGAGUCCAGGCAGGGCGACAGGGCUGAGGGACUGUACUACGUGCUGCUCCCAGAUGGCAGAAAACAGACUGUCGAAUACGAAGCCGACCAAAAUGGAUACAGGCCUAAGAUUUCUUACCAAGACGUUGGUGUAGGCGCUGGAGGCUACAACAGAAAUGCCCAAGGUGGAUACUCCGGUGGUGGUUACCAGUAUUAAAUUGUACACAGACCAGAUAAUAGAUCUCCUUUCACUGAAGACAGAAAUUAUGUAUAUCUAAAAUUUCAUAGUUUCAUUACUAAAUGACACUAAUAACUGUGUAUCUAAAACUUAACAUAUUUGCAAAUUCUAUUAAAUUCAUAAUAUUUUACUAUUAUAGAUCUAAUUAUUAUCUAUACUUAUACCACCAAUUAAUAAAUAAAAGUAAUCGAAUACUGAUGUUAAGUACAAAUUAUAAGUAGAUUUUUACGACAGAGGCUAUGUUAAUGGAUUGUGACUAUUUAUUUAGUUUUAAUUAUGAUAUACUAAACUAAAAAUGUGGAAAUUUAUUGGUGUAAUCUGUGGAAUGAACUUUAUUAUGAUCACAGAGUAGAACAAAUUACAAUUUGCUUUUAUUUAGUCUAUGUAUAUUGUCAUUCGGCCAGUAUUGCCAAAUUAAUGUUAAGGUUUUGUACAGAUAUUUUUU
Pieris brassicae (large cabbage white) is the source of this 1323-nucleotide messenger RNA. RefSeq names its product pro-resilin-like. Lineage: Eukaryota; Metazoa; Arthropoda; Insecta; Lepidoptera; Pieridae. The coding region runs from base 63 to 857 and encodes 264 amino acids. Gene Ontology annotation, cellular component: extracellular matrix. The transcript has 8 exons. The record is from RefSeq and is a predicted model, not a curated record.